ACCGUCGCAGAGGCAGAGGACGCAGCUGUCACAUGCUGGAGAAGCGGUGCCUCGGAGCUGACCUACGGAAUGAGGAGCUGGACUUAAACAACAUAUUUCGUCAAAUGGGGGGCGCUUUUUAAGCUACACACCAUCUAAACAGUUACUGUGGUCACUACAAGCUUUUAAAGUUGUUGUCCGCGCGGACGCACUGUUUGGACUGGAGCACGUUCGGUCGUUUGAAUUACGUUACCGGGGAGACGGUAGUUAACGACGACGGGACACUCUAAAUUCGUGCGGCCAACAGUUUUUGAGUUCAAGCUUUCGCAAAGAAUAAAACCUACAGGGCAAAUUAAAUCCGCCGGAGCUGAGGAGAGCACAAGAAGUCGAGGACCGAAGCAGCAUGGUUACCACAAAGGGAGCAGGUUUGAACCCAAAUGCUAAAGUGUGGCAGGAGAUCCCUGACCACCAGAAUAACAUCCCAGAGGGGACGGAGGAAUCUCCAUGGAUGCUGACCUCCCCUCCUCCCGAUGAGAUGACAAACGGUUACUCAGAUGUUUCCUCUUCAGGGGGAAAAGGAUAUGACGCUGAGUAUCUGGACAGCACUGCUGACUAUGCCCCUGUACCCACAGAGGGCGUUGUGAAUGGCACUGACCACCCUGACAUGAUGUAUGUCUUUGACCCACAACGCGAGUCAGCAGUAGAUGCUGAUGCUUCAAAGGAACAACCAAUAUCUGAGGAGAGCCUUAGAGCGUCUCUGAAGAAACAGCUCGAGUUCUGCUUUUCAAGAGAGAACCUGUCUAAGGACCUGUACCUGAUAUCCCAGAUGGACAGUGAUCAGUUCGUUCCCAUCUGGGCCAUCGCUUGUAUGGAGGACAUCAAAGCGCUGACCACUGACAUGGACCUCAUUCUGGAUGUACUGCGAGCCUCUCCCAUGGUGCAAGUUGAUGAAACUGGAGAGAAGGUUCGGCCAAACCACAGUCGCUGCAUCAUUAUUCUGAGAGAGGUGCCAGAGACUACGCCAGUGGAGGACGUGGAGGCUCUUUUUAAGAGUGAGAACUGUCCAAAAGUGCUGAGUGUUGAGUUUGCACACAACAGCAACUGGUACAUAACGUUUCAGUCGGAUAUGGACGCACAACAGGCGUACAAGUACUUAAGAGAGGAAGUGAAAACGUUCCAGGGAAAACCAAUCAUGGCUCGCAUUAAAGCCAUUAACACAUUCUUUGGUAAGAACGGCUUCCGCAGCGUGGAUGCAAGUGUGUACAACCAGCACGCCCAACCGCAGGCUCAGUACGGCCCCCCAGUCUACAUGCAGCAGGUGUACAGCCCUCAGCAGCAGUACCCGGUAUACCCUGUGGUUUCUCCCUCCUGGAGCCCUUCAGUCAUGCCUUACUUUGAAACACCACUGGCACCUUUCCCACACAGCGGAUUCAUGAAUGGUUACAGCAGUCCUGGGAACUACAAAGCAAACUCAAGCUCCAUCAACACCCAUCGACCCCAAAGCAGGAACCGAAACCAUGUGAAGGGUCAGCCUCGGCCAGGAGACGCGACCCCUUCUUCUCCUUUGGCUCCGCCACCUCUGAUGGACGGCCUGUCUGCUCCCCUGAGUCCACAGCCCCUCAAGACGUCAGGGAUGCCGACUGGCACCACUUCAGCAACAACCUCUCUGCCCUCCUUCAGCCUCAAAGACACUUCUCCACAGGCCAUCAUACCCACUGGAUAUCUGAGCGGAGCCACACGCGGCAGGAGAGGUAGCCACAGAGGCAUGAGGAGGAAAAGAGAAGAUGAACAUAACACGAGGCCUGUCCCCCUGAUGGAGGCCAAGGUACCACCACCACCAAAGUUUGACCUGGCAACUUCCAAUUUUCCUCCUUUACCGGGAUCCGUGGUCAGUAUGAGGGGAGAAACUACGCCAGAGAUGCGCCUGUCUGAUGUUGUGCGUGGCCUAAAGGUGACCAACAAGGCUGUGAGUCAAGAGGUUACUGAAACUCGACACGCAAACAUCUCAGAAGAUGCUGUGAGCAAACCUGAUACUGUGAGCCCGGUUGCUACACCUGCACCUGUGACACGGCUCACACCACCGGUCUUAAGUGUUUGUCCACCAGAGAAGGAAGAGGAUAAAGCUGAAUCUUGUAUUCUAAGUGGAACAAUCUCCUCAUCCACGGAGGCUGCCUCACCAACGGCCUCUGAAGCUGCUUCCUCAACCUACAGCCAGUCUGUUUCUACAGAACAACUUUCGCCAUCUCAACCAACUCCAACAUCUCCGGCAUCAGAGCCGGGAUCAAGAAAGCUCAGCUAUGCAGAGGUUUGCCAGAGGCUGGCCAAGGACCCGCCACCAGCACAGACCCCCUCUCCCCCUCCUCCUCCCCCCUCCUCAGCCAGCCAACCCCUGCAGGAGCUCAAGGUCAACGGGGUUGAGGAGCCUCGGCCCAACUCCACGCGCGCUACACACAAACAGGAGAAACGCGGAGACGGUCGGCCCCCCCGUCAACCGUCACGCUCCUUCAGAGGAGCAAAUGGCCAAGUCCGAUCUGGAGGAUUGAAGGCUCGGGAGCAUCAGAGAGGCCUGAAUGCUGGCAAACCGUUUUCCCCACACAGGGGAGCCAGACACAGUGGCAAAGAACAGAACAUUCCCCCGAGGUCACCAAAAUGACUCCAGAAAGAGGAAUCUAUAAAACAUGAACUGAAAAGCAGAUAAAAACAAUAUAUGUAAAUAUAUAAUAUAUGUUAAUAGACAGAUGAAUAUAUUUCAUUUGACAGACUUUUGCAAAGAAAUGUAAUAUUGUUGCAGACCUGAAAUUAUUUAGAAAAACAAUGUAAAAAUCCUUUUUUUUUUAAAAGGAAAACGUGUAUAGUCUGUGGACAGAAUUGCAGACUUUUGGGGGUGAUAAAGCAUACUCUGCUUAAAGUAAUAUCACCAUAAUCUCAAAAGAUGCCCCCAGAAAUGGGCUAAAUCUGUAGUGUGUGUGUGUGUGUGUGUGUGUGUGUGUGUGUGUGUUUGUCUUUAUCUUUGAGUGUUGAAGGGAGGGAGAGGGAUCUUGUUACCUUAUUAUAAGGUAGUCAAACCUUUUCCAAGCAUCCAAAAUGAAGAAUGACGGACAUUAGAUUUCUUUCUGGGCGGUUAUUGUUGGCAUGUGAUUCAUCUUGAGCUUUUUGUCAAAGUAGUUUUGCUUUCAAAUCAAGAACAUACGAUUAUUGAUUAAAUGGAAGAUGUUAAAUCCAUGGCAGGGUAAUAGAAACAGCGGGAUGUGGGAUUAACGAAGAGUUUGAGCUUUGGCUUGCAAUGUUUGAAGAAAUGACAUCAUUAAUGUAGAUAAGAUCUACAAAGGAUGCUGGUGAAUACUAAAUGUCAUGGAUUCAGAACAUUGCAUUGUGUAAUGAUUAUAAUUGUUGAGUGUUUUUACAGCAGUUGUCGUUGUGAUGCAGAUAUCAGAUCAGUGCUACUAAUGCUGUCUAUUUUCACCAGAGCAGAUGUGCUUUAUCUUUUUGUUUUUUGCAGGGUAGCAUCAGUGAUUUAACUCCUGUGUAAAUCAGUACAUCUUGUAAAAAAUGUAGAGCAUGAAUACUUGAACGUUAGUUGUUAGCCAAAUAAGCUGCCGAUGCCGAUGACGUAAGCAGGAGCAGAAAAACUUCAUGUUUUAUCAGAUGACAGACAAUACUGCUGGUAUUUCUCAGAUAGCGAGAUUAAUGGGUUUAAUGGCUAUCUUUGGGUUCAUGUCUGGCUUAUGAUAUGGAUAUUGUUGUAUUUUCAGUUUCAGGACAUUUUUGUAGAGUAUGGUGGUAGAUCUUGGAGAAUAAGUUGUCCUUAAUUAAUGACUAGUAUCUGUAUGUGAAUUGCUAAAACAUAUCAGAUGACCUGAGGGAACUAAAGAGGAGAAAUUUGAAAUUUUCCUCCACCACAGAAACGUGUGGCUCCUUCCUAAUGAACGCAGCUUUUUGACGGUGGCCAGUGUUUUAACUUUAUUUAGUAACAUUGAUUGCCUGCAUCAUUCGUUUAGAUCGCAUACAUAAGUCCUCAGACAAUUGUAGUCUUUUUUUUUUUUUUUUUUUUGCAUAAAACCACUUUUGAGAUUGAUUUUGUAAAUGUUGAUAUGUUGUAGCUUUUCGUGAGCGUGUGUAUAUACAGAUUAUUUUUCAUCUGGGUUGUUAAUGUUCUUGUUUUUUCUUGCUGUAGAUGAGUUUCAUUUUCUAUCACAGUUUUUCUUCUCAUGGUUCAAGGUGUGUGUCAAAUUAGAAAAUGAGUGUGUAAUGGAUCUGAGAAAAGAUGCUUGGCUGUUGACAACUGAAUUCAAUACUGAUCAGCCCCUAAUGGCUCAGCAAUGAGCAGAGCAUGCCUGUAACUGUAGUGAUUUGAAUUGAAAUGCACUAUCCUUUUAUAAUCUCAAGGCUUUUAAUCAUUUCUGAAGUACGAAAUGUGAACAGAAAUGUUCGGCUUGAGCUCAAAUGUUUUCUUUCAUCUGAAUAGUCUAGGAUGUUUCAAAUGGAAAUUAACAAAAAAAUAAAUAGUGAAAAUAAAUUAGAUUUUCAAAAUCGGGGGGGAUAAAACUUUUCGCUUUGUUUCCUCCACUGAAAGACUUGACUGCAGUGUACAGUAAUUUGUAUCUUGUAAUCAGUAAUUAAGAUGUCACUUGUGUGUGUAUGUCUGUAAACGUGUGUGAGACAGAUUGAUUGCUUCUUCUUCAUGCUAUGUGAAACUAUAAUCUCAAACCAAAACUGCAGUGCCUCUAACAGUGUAUCAUUUCAGUAUAAAGACUGCUAGAAGUGUGAGCACAUCAAUUUGUCACACUAAACAAGGCUGGUUAGUUGGUUUUCAGAAUCCAACAAUAAUAGUUUAUGAUGCUGGGAGACACUAGAUCCUGCAUCUCACUUUACUGUGGGUGCAACCGCAGAGCUGGUGCUGGAUGGAGUGCAGCUUAAUUGUGUGUGUGUGUGUGUGUGUGUGUGUGUGUAUGUGUGCAUGCUUGUUUGUCCAUCAUGUGUAUGUGAUACAAUUUAUUUUGUUAGCUUGUCAAUGCAAUUCCAGUCUUACAUGUAAAUCCUGCUUAUAACUCACAAUCAAACAUGAGAUUGCAGUUUUCGUCAGUACACACUGGUUUAUUAAGUGAAUAUUUUAUUGCUGAGCUUGAAGUAUGAAAAUAAAGAUUUAUUUUUAAACACC
Messenger RNA from Plectropomus leopardus (leopard coralgrouper), 5137 nucleotides. It is a transcript of the gene larp4ab, whose product is annotated as La ribonucleoprotein 4Ab. Gene Ontology annotation, biological process: positive regulation of translation. Gene Ontology annotation, molecular function: mRNA 3'-UTR binding. NCBI's taxonomy places the organism in Eukaryota, Metazoa, Chordata, Actinopteri, Perciformes, Serranidae. Gene Ontology annotation, cellular component: cytosol; cytoplasmic stress granule. The record is from RefSeq and is a predicted model, not a curated record.